Messenger RNA from Tuber melanosporum (Perigord truffle), 2768 nucleotides. RefSeq lists its product as uncharacterized. Lineage: Eukaryota; Fungi; Ascomycota; Pezizomycetes; Pezizales; Tuberaceae. The record is from RefSeq and is a predicted model, not a curated record. The transcript is spliced from 9 exons. Gene Ontology annotation, molecular function: protein binding; RNA binding. The coding region runs from base 109 to 2469 and encodes 786 amino acids. Gene Ontology annotation, cellular component: U1 snRNP; U2-type prespliceosome. Gene Ontology annotation, biological process: mRNA cis splicing, via spliceosome.
CAUCCUUUCUCUUUAUUUUUCACCCCACCCGCUGUCUCCUAGACUUGAACCUCAUCAACCUAUACGCGUCGAGUUUUCUUUGUCAACCUUUUACGUCUCCGAUUCAUCAUGUCAGCCUUGUGGCAGGAGGCAAAAAAUCCUGAGGGUCGUGUCUAUUAUUACAAUGUUCAGACAAAAGCUACGCAAUGGACAAAACCUGUUGAGCUCAUGACUCCAGCUGAGAGAGCUCUCCAGGAUUUACCGUGGAAACAACACAAGACUGAAGAUGGCCGACCCUAUUGGUAUCACGCAGAAACGAGACAAACAACUUGGGAAAUGCCCGAAGCUUAUAAAGCGGCACUUGAGAGAAGCUCUCAGUCGCAAGCGCUGUCGCAUACCCCGCAAACAUUUGUCGCUGGGGGUACUCAACACUUUAAUAAUAGUUACGAAAAUAAUGAACGCCAGGUUGCAAUCCAAGGCCAACAUGGUCCGGAUUCAGGACCGGGUGGCGAUAAUGCCGCCAAAUCCAUGGCCCUCCCGUCUUCGCUCGGCAAUGAUAAAGAAGGCCCUCAAUAUUCCACCCAUGAUGAGGCGGAAGCAGCUUUCGUGAAGCUCUUGCGUCGAAGUGGUGUCGUCCCAGAUUGGACAUGGGAACAGACCAUGCGCUCGAUCAUUAAGGAGCCCCAAUAUCGGGCUCUAAAGGACCCGAAGGAUAGGAAGGCCGUCUUUGAGAAGUAUAUCGUUGAAUUAAAGCAGCAAGAACAUGAGAAGGCCAAAGAUAGGAUUACAAAGUUGAGACAGGACUUCGCAGUAAUGCUCAAGAGCCACCCGGAGAUUAAGUAUUAUACUAGAUGGAGGAUUGCCCGUCCUAUGAUUGAAGGUGAAACUAUUUUCCGCUCCUCUUCUGACGAGACAGAGCGCCGUCAGUUGUUUGACGAAUAUAUUGUCGAACUUCGCAAGGCCGAGCAAGAGCGCGAACACCAGCAUAGAAAGGAAGCCUCGGAGGAGUUGGUCGGGCUGCUCAAAUCGCUCGAUCUAGAGCCAUAUACACGUUGGUCAGAAGCCCAGGCCAUUAUCCAUCAGAAUGUGCGUUUUCAGUCUGAACCAAAGUUCCAGGCACUGUCCAAGCUUGACGUGUUGAACGCGUUUGAGAAUCAUAUAAAAGUACUCGAGCGAGCCUUCAAUGAUAAAAGGCAAAAAAUGAAGAACAUGAAGAUGCGGAAAGAGAGAAAGAAUCGGGAAGCAUUCUCCGCAUUAUUGGCUCAGCUUCGAUCUAAAGGUGAAAUCCGUGUGGGAACCAAAUGGAAACAUAUUCACCCAUCCAUCAAAGAUGAUGAGAGAUACCUUAACAUGCUUGGCCAACCAGGAUCCACCCCACUUGAUCUCUUUUGGGAUAUAAUGGAAGAAAUUGAACGAGAGCUCCGACUGAAGAGGAACCUGGUGAUGGAUAUAUUGGAUGAAAAGCGAUUUGAAAUCAGGGAACAAACUACUCUUGAAGAAUUUUCAAAUUUGCUUCAGUCUGACUCUCGUACCUCACAGUAUGACCGUGAAACGGUUUCGGCUCUGUUCGAUAGGCUCCGCGAGAAGAUCGUUAAACGAUUGGAAGAUGACCGCCACCAACAUGAACGUCAGCAGCGCCGCCGCACCGAUGCACUUCGUUCCGCAAUUAAACAUCUCGAGCCGGCGGUCGAAAUUUCGGAUACGUGGGAGCAAGUACGGCCUCGAAUUCAGAAAUUAGAGGAAUUCCAGGCUCUUGAGUCAGAAGAGUUGCGUCGUACGGCAUUUGAUAAGUAUAUCCGCCGGCUGAAGGAGAAACAUGAUGAUAGAGAAAAGGAGCGUGACAGAAAAGAUCGGGAUCGUGGGGAAAGGGUGCGUGACAAAGACAGGGAUACCAGGUCUUAUCGCGGUGAACCCGAAUUGCGCAAUGGCCAUGACUCUAGCAGGUCCUACCAUAAGCCUGCAGCAUCAUCUCGACAUCAUCACGAUUCUCAUCCGCUAAGCCGCUCGCCAGAGGUAGAUUCUUAUGAGGCUGAGAGAAGGAGGGCUGCUGGCGAACGGGAGAGACAGUACCAACAUAGAGGAAACACUGGUAGGAGCAAUUCCCAUCAUCGUUCUGAGAGAGGGGGGGGAGCAGAGAGCAGGCACGGACGCGAUAGGCAGGAGAGUGUCUAUGACCGUGAGCGCAGAGAGAGGGAGGAAGAGAGAGAAAGACUGUACAGGACCAGGGGCGAUGAUGAGUACCGUGCCAGGCGGAGGCCCAGGGGGUUAAGCCCGGCUGAAGAGAGUGAAGAUGGUAGGCGCGAUUCGAAGAGGUCUAGGCGUGAGCGUAGUCCACGAGAUAGAACCCCAAGGGAAAGGAAUUCGAGAGAUAGGACUCCUAGUAACUGGGAUGCUCGGUCACCCCCACGUGUUAAACAACUUGCCAAAUUAGUGGAUAAGGUGCAGGUUGAUAAGGAUGAGGAGAGCGAAGAAGGUGAAAUCGCCGAGUAGCAGGACCGAUCUCUAUUUUUCAUGUGGUAACGGUUUUCUUGUCCUUUUGAAAUUUUCGUCGAUGAGGAAAUGAUGGGGAAAUGUCUACAUUAACUGCUCUUACUUCACAGAUGGAUGGUUUGGAACCGCAACCAAGUGCGAUGAGCUGUCUUCUUUCCUAUUUCUCAAAUCCCCUUUUUGUAAAACCUUUAGCUAGCUUCUUUUCUCUCUUACCGGUGGCUUUUUGUCUACGCCGUCCCGCUGACACAGCUCUGGAGUGAUAGUUCGCCCAAAUUUGGAAAUAAUAAUCUUUGAAAACA